AUGGUGUUUGAAUUACAUAUCUGGGGCCCAGCGUUCGAGCUACCUUCCAUCGAUGCCCAAUGCUUAGCCACCAUCUUCUACCUUCGCCAGUGCCUGCACCCCGACCUCUGGGUGCUAAUUCCCUCGAGUGACGCACGCGUCAGUCCUCUCGGGGAACUCCCUGCAUUGCACGAUGGCGAGACCUGGGUCGCUGGGUUUACCAACAUCGUCGACUACCUACGGGACAUCUCGAAUGGCGAACAAGAUCUGAACAAGGACCUCAGUGCCCAGCAGCAAGCGGACUGCGCGGCAUUUUCAGCCUUCAUCACUUCACGCGGCCAACCUCUCCUCGAUCUCAGCCUCUACGUGAGCAGUGACAAUUAUCUUAAAUGCACCAGACAGGCUCUCAGCGACAUCUUGACGUGGCCAAACAGCUGGAAUCUGCCUCACCAAUGGCGCGCCCAAGCGAAAAAGAGAUCGGAACACCUGGGUCUGAGCAGUCUGGACGUGGACAGUACCCAGGAAGAGAACAAGACAGCGGAUGCAGGGUUGACUGCACACAUCCCCAAAGCCCUCAGAAGACCCAGGCAAACAGUCACGGGGCUGCUAGGCCGACACCAGCAAAAGAAUCGAUUUCGACUGGAUGCCGUCACCGAAGAUUUCUUUGAGCCGCUCGAUGAAAUGCUGGGGGAGAAGAAUUGGCUACUAGGUGACCAUGCCAGCAGCGCCGAUUGCCUCGCGAUUGGCUACCUGGCCCUGAUGCAGACACCAGCACUGGAGCAUGGAUGGCUGCGGGAGUCACUACAGACGAAUCAUGCCCGUCUAGACACGUGGGCAAAGAGUCGGGCGCCGGAAGUGUUUGGUCCACCCGUCGAUGUCUCUGAGGUUCUAGGACGGAAGCCAGGGGUGGCUAGUGUCCCGUCGUCACUGCCAUGGAGAGUACCGGCGCCUCGGAGCCUCCCACAGAUCUUGCAGGCGGUGGUGGAAGGAUGCAUUAGCUCGAUCCCCGCCAUAGGAUCUCUGCAUGGGAUUUCGGAGAUCGGCAACACGCAUGGAGCAGGUCGAGAACGAUACCGCGAAAAACAGUUGCAACUGGCGAGGCUCCAGCGACAGCGAGACGCGUAUCUAGGAGUGGUGGCAUCGACGGUGACGACGAUGGGACUAGUGGCAUGGCUGGUAUAUCAAGGCCUCCUCCCAGUACGCUCUGUGCCGCGAAGACGUGGCUUUGGCGAAGCUGGAGUGCUUCUGGGGUUGUAA
Molecule: messenger RNA, 1236 nt
Organism: Fonsecaea erecta
Lineage: Eukaryota; Fungi; Ascomycota; Eurotiomycetes; Chaetothyriales; Herpotrichiellaceae
Exons: 1
Coding region: 1-1236 (411 amino acids)
Biological process (GO): mitochondrion organization
Cellular component (GO): SAM complex
Source: RefSeq, a predicted model, not a curated record